AUGCAAAAUGAAAGCUCAAAAGGCGACAGGAUAGUUGUGAGGCAUGUUUCAGUGCAAUGUCUCCCGAUGAAUCAGAGAUGCAGGUUCUUGAUAAAAAUCAGAAUGAACCAGAUGGGGGCUUUGAACCAGUGGAGGAUGAUGAAACACCACAUCGUGAGGAUCAGAACAUGAACCAGUCAGAUCCAUGGAACACGAACCAGUCAGAUGAAGAUGAACAGAAGUCACAGGAAUCUUACCAGUGUGUUGUCUGUGAGUCAUCAUUCCAUCAACCGUCUGACCUUGAACUUCACAUCAGGGAUCAUCUAGGUGGAACUCCGUUUCAUUGUGAAGUCUGCGGAAAAAAUCUGGCAUCAAGGAAGACGUUGUAUAAACACAAGUUAACACACAAAAAUAAGUCAACCAAAAUAGCCAGACCACAGAGAGAGAUUUCUCCAAAAGUGACAAGAAGAAGAGGUAGAACAAGGAAAUCUUUUACGUGUGAAGUCUGCAAGGAAGAGUUUCGUCAGAGCGAAAAGCUCUCAGAACAUUUGAGGACACAUACAAGUGAUAAGCUGUUUAGGUGUGGAGUGUGUACAAAAACCUUCCUAACUGUGAUUUCUCUAUCCCUUCACCUGAGAACUCAUUCCGGGCUCAGGCCAUACACGUGUGACCUCUGCGGGAAGACCUUCGCUAGGAUAGGUACGCUUCAAGGUCACAUGAGGACCCACUCAGGUGACCGGCCUCAUGGCUGCGAAACCUGUGGGAAAAGAUUCGCAGAACGUUCAACUUUAUAUAAACACAGAAUGACCCAUAGGGAUCACUUUAAAUGUACAGAAUGCAGUUUGGAAUUCACAUCCUUUAAUGGACUCAAACGUCAUCGAGCAACCCAUAAUGUGAGCCAGGCAAAGAGUGUGAAGGAAAUUGGAGGAAUUUGUGAAAUUUGUGGAAAAACCUUUUCGAAGCGACAAGUAUUAGAGAGACAUAUGUCAACACACCUACCUGUAGGAGAGAAGCCUUAUACUUGUGAGAUCUGUGGUAAAGCGUUGGCGUGUUCAUCAUCACUGCAGGCACACAGAAGAAUCCAUACUGGAGAGAAACCGUACACCUGUAAGGUGUGUGGGCAGAGGUUCCGUUGUCGUUUAUCUGUGAGACUUCACUUGGCCAAGCAUGCAGGGGUUAAACCCUAUAAGUGUAACUUGUGUCAGAAAUCCUUUUCUGGACCCACAGGUCUAAAGCACCACAGAAAUGUUCACUCCGGUUACAGGCCCUAUCGGUGUGAAGUGUGCGGGAGGGAAUUUCACAGGAAAAAUGUUUUAAAGGAUCACAUGAUAACUCACACCAAUGACAGACCUUAUCAAUGUGAUCACUGUGACAAGGCAUUUAAAGACCCCCCUUCUCUACGUAGACACAAAAUGCUGCACUCACACAUAAAACCAUUCAGUUGUGAAGCUUGUGGAAAGUCGUUCGCUUUAAGGGCUUUUCUAAACCGUCAUAAGAAAAUUCACACACAGUCAGGGCAGUCCAGCCCUUCACGAUCGUUUAUCUGCCAUGUGUGUGAUAAAUCCUUUAAGAGUCUGAGGUAUUUAAAAGUCCAUAUGUUCACACAUACAGGGGAAAAGCCACAUAAAUGUGGAGAAUGUGGAAAGGGAUUUACAAGAAAAUCUUUACUGAAGGACCAUCUACGUGUUCAUUCAAAUGAACGACCAUUUCGUUGUAGUGUUUGUGAGAAAACAUACAAAGAUCCAGGUUCUUUGCGGUCGCACAAGUUGACUCAUGAAGAAAAUCUAUUUCCAUGUAAAGACUGUGGAAAAUCAUUUCCCAGAGCUCAUCUUUUGGAAAAACACCAGAUUAUUCAUUCUGAACAAAAUCCAAACAAAUGCAAUGUUUGUGGUAAACCAUUUCAAAAUCUGAGCUAUUUAAAAGUCCAUAUGCUUACACAUUCAGAGGAAAAGCCACAUAAAUGCAAAGAAUGUGGAAAGGGAUUUACAAGGACGUCUUUGCUGAAGGACCACCUACGUGUCCACACAAAUGAACGACCAUUCCGUUGCAGUGUUUGUGAUAAAACUUACAAAGACCCUGGAUCUCUGCGUUCACACAAGUUGACCCAUGCAGAAAAACUAUUUCCAUGUAAAGACUGUGGAAAAUCAUUCCCAAGAACUCAACUGUUAGAAAAACACAGCAUUAUUCACAGUAAUGAAACUCCUUACAAAUGUCAUGUUUGUGAUAAAGCAUUUAAAACAUUGAGCUAUUUGAAAGUUCAUGCUUUAACACAUACAGGGGAAAAGCGACAUAAAUGUAAAGAAUGUGGAAAGGGUUUCACGAGGACAUCUUCGCUGAAGGACCAUCUGCGUAUUCACUCAAACGAACGACCAUUCCAUUGCGAUGUUUGUGACAAAACAUACAAAGACCCUAGCUCGCUACGUUCACACAAACGGACUCAUGAAAGAAAUUCAUUUCCUUGUCAAGACUGUGAGAAGUCAUUUCCCAGAGCUCAUCUUUUGGAAAAACACAGAAUCUUCCACACCGACGAAAAUCCCUAUAAAUGUACUCUGUGUAAGAAGUCGUACUCCAUCUAUAACAGUUAUAGGCAGCAUAUGUUGACACACCCCGAAAACAGGAAGCACGAGUGUGAAGUCUGCAGUAAAAAGUUUGCCCGGAGGGAACAUCUAGAAGGACACAUGAGGAGGCAUUCGGGGGAGAAGCCGUUUAAAUGUGAACUGUGUGAUAAAGCGUACAGCGACUCCUCCACCCUACGUACACAUAUGUAUACCCAUGGGGAAAAGAAGUUUUCCUGCAAACAGUGUGGAAAAUUGUUCUCAAAGCCAUUUCUUUUAAAGAAACAUAGUAGAGUUCACAAUUCGGGGGAAGUUUUUGAGUGUGAUCAGUGCGAGAAGACAUUCAAGUCAAAGAAGUAUCUGUCACAACAUCGGUUAAAUCACACAGAAAACAAACCACAUAAAUGUCAUGUCUGUGGAAAGAGCUUUGUGAGGAAAGAUGUGCUGACUGGCCACAUGAGGAGUCACUCUAAAGAAAGGGAGUAUAAAUGUGACGUCUGUACAAAGGCCUAUAAGAAUCCAGAGUCACUGCGGAAUCAUAAAAAACAGCACCUUGAAGACUUACAGAAAUCCAGAGUCACUGCAGAAACAUGAAAAA
Molecule: messenger RNA, 3132 nt
Organism: Saccostrea cuccullata (small rock oyster)
Lineage: Eukaryota; Metazoa; Mollusca; Bivalvia; Ostreida; Ostreidae
Product: zinc finger protein 208-like
Exons: 3
Coding region: 57-3128 (1023 amino acids)
Biological process (GO): regulation of transcription by RNA polymerase II
Cellular component (GO): nucleus
Molecular function (GO): RNA polymerase II cis-regulatory region sequence-specific DNA binding; zinc ion binding; DNA-binding transcription activator activity, RNA polymerase II-specific
Source: RefSeq, a predicted model, not a curated record